CAUCGAAAUGAAAUGGCUCUUACGAACAAUUUGAAUUGUGCCAAGUUGUGGUACCUGCCAUCUUUUACUACUCUCACUAAAGUACUCCAAGACUCAGUAGCGAUUAGUGCUUAGUGGUAGUAGUCACGACAUUGCCCACAGUUCAAGAAUCGAUACAAUAAAGUAUGUCUGGAGUGGAAAUAAAACAAGUUGUAUCAGCUGUUGAUCUUGGUGAAGGACCUCAUUGGGUGGAGAACAAACAGUGUCUCCUUUUUGUCGAUAUUGCAAAUGGGAAUAUACAUCGUUACUACCCCCAAACUAAUAAGGACCAGGUUCUCCAUGUAGAGGAAGGUGGGUCGGGAAGCAGUCUAUCAUUCGUCGUGCCUAUUGAAGGCACUGAAGACUUAUUGAUUGUGGGUCUUGGACGAUCUUUUGCUGUAGUUCAGUGGUCUGCUAGUGACCCUGAUCAACACACAGUAAAGGUCAAAGGAAUCCUGCAUACUGUUGAGGAUGCCUACCCCUUUAAUCGCUUUAAUGAUGGCAAGUGUGACCCACAAGGCCGCCUUUGGGCAGGUACAAUGGAUGGUGUAACAGAUCAUUCAAAUGCUGAUUUUGCAAUGCACAAAAGCUCUCUGUAUUGCUUGGACACUGAUCUUAACCUGACUAACCAGGUUAACAAGGUAUCUCUUUCCAAUGGAUUAGCAUGGAGCCCUGAUCGGAAAACUUUUUACUACAUUGAUUCACUUAAAUAUUCAGUUGAUGCCUUCGAUUAUGAUGAUGUCACUUAUAAAAUUUGUAAUCGUCGUACUGUGGUGGACUAUAAGGCAGCUGGGCUGGAAAACGACAUCCCUGAUGGAAUGUGCAACGAUGAAACUGGAAAUCUAUGGGUUGCUUGUUUCUCUGGCAAUAAGAUAAUUUGUAUAGACCCAAAAAUUGGCAAGAUUGUCCGUACAGUGGAGUUACCAGCAAAAAACAUUACUUCAGUCUGCUGGGGAGGAGCUGAUUACUCAACUCUUUUUGUAACAUCUGCCAAAACAUACCAUUCAGCAGAGGAGCUGGCAACACAACCAGCAGCAGGGUGCACAUUUGCCAUCACUGGUUUGGGAGUCAAGGGACUCCCACCUACCAACUUUAAAGCUGAUCUUCAAGUGUUGAAGAAUAAGAUUGCCUCUUGUGGCAUGUGAAGUUAUAAGCUUUAUAUAUAUAUAUAUAUAUAUAUAU
This is a messenger RNA of Homarus americanus (American lobster), 1200 nucleotides long. RefSeq names its product regucalcin-like. The coding region runs from base 165 to 1163 and encodes 332 amino acids. Gene Ontology annotation, molecular function: calcium ion binding; gluconolactonase activity; enzyme regulator activity. The transcript is spliced from 7 exons. Gene Ontology annotation, biological process: L-ascorbic acid biosynthetic process. Lineage: Eukaryota; Metazoa; Arthropoda; Malacostraca; Decapoda; Nephropidae. The record is from RefSeq and is a predicted model, not a curated record.